Rotaria sp. Silwood2 is the source of this 2058-nucleotide messenger RNA. The record is from the annotation of a GenBank genome assembly. NCBI's taxonomy places the organism in Eukaryota, Metazoa, Rotifera, Eurotatoria, Philodinida, Philodinidae.
AUGUGUUCACUUACUGAACCACGUCGUGCUAUUGUUUCAUGUAAACACAUAUUUUCAUCGUAUACUAAUGAAUGUUCUACAGCAACAGCAUCUUCAUAUCGAUCAACGAAACGAAGAUUAAAUGACAAUAUUUCUAAUACUAAAGUCUUUCAAAUUUCAUUCGAUGUUGAAACUAAUUUCUUAGUUAAUAAUGAUAAAUUACUCAGGACAUCAUUAAAUCCACGUUCACCUACUUUCUAUUCUCAUCAUCAUGAAGAAUUAAUAUCAAGUGACAGCAGCUAUCAAUCUACAACAUCUGGUUAUGGUACUCGUAGUAGUAGUAGUAGUAGUACGGAUCCAGGACAACAAUUAUCUCCAAUUUUAAUAAAUAAUGACAAUCAACCAUCAUUUUCAUUUUCAAUUAUUAAUAAUAGUCCAACUACACAAAUUCGUCGUAAAUCAUCAUCAUCAUCAUUAUCAUCUUUUGAAUCUAAUCAUAUAAUAUUAUGUCCAUGUGAAAAAGAAAAUUCUAUAAAUCGUAAACGUUAUAGACGUUAUUUAAAAAAAACUUCAUAUGAAAAUUAUCAAACAAAACGUAUAAAAAUUAAUUAUCGUACAAAAAAUCGUAAACAAAAUUUAAAUAAUUCAUUAAUUAAAUUUAGUAUUGAUUUAACAGGACAAAAUAUAAAUUAUACAAUUGAAUACCACCAUAAUCGUACAAUUUUACCAUUUUAUUAUGAUUUUUAUUAUAUAUCAUGGCUUCAAAUAUAUUAUUAUUAUUAUUAUUUAUAUUUUUAUCAUUUACAAUUGUUCAAUCGAGAAGAGUAUUUUGAAAAUUUAUUUAUUUAUCUUUUUCUUUUUGCAGCUAUUCAACCACCACCAACACGAUCAUGGCUUCGUCUCUCAUCACCGAAUACAACACAACCAACAGCUAUAUUUACAAUAAUGAAUUAUAAUAUACUUUGCGAUAAAUAUGCAACAAGACAUGUUUAUGGUUAUUGUCCAUCAUGGGCAUUAAAAUGGGAUUAUAGACGAAAACAAAUUCUUGAAGAAUUACGUUCAUAUUCAGCUGAUAUUAUUGCUCUUCAGGAAAUUGAAAGUGAUCAAUAUUAUUCAUUCUUUUUACCUGAAUUACAAAAAAAUGGUUAUGAUGGUGUAUUUAGCCCUAAAUCUCGAGCAAAAACAAUGUGUGAACAAGAUCGACGAUUUGUUGAUGGCUGUGCUAUAUUUUAUCGACAAUCAAAAUUUCGUUUAAUCAAAGAAUAUCUUGUUGAAUUUAAUCAAUUAGCUAUGUUAGCUGCAAAUGGUACAGCAUGUCAUGAUAUGAUGAAUCGUGUUAUGACUAAAGAUAAUAUUGGUCUUGUUGCAUUUCUUGAAACAAAAGAAGAAAUUUAUUCUCAUACAUUUUCAAAUGGUGUUCUACCACCAGAUCAUAAACAAAUGUUAUUUGUAUGUACAGCACAUAUACAUUGGGAUCCAGAAUAUUGUGACGUUAAAGUUGUACAAACAUUUAUGUUAUUAUCAGAAUUAAAAACAAUUAUGGAUGAUGCUAUACAAAAACAUCGACCAAAUUCAAAUAUGCCAGUCGAUUGUGCAUCAGUGCCAUUAGUUCUUUGUGGAGAUUUUAAUUCAUUACCUGAUUCAGGUGUUAUUGAAUUAAUGCGUACGGGAAAAAUUUCAAUGAAUCAUGCAGAUUUUAAAGAUCUUAGUUAUGAAUCAUAUUUACAAAAAUAUUGUCGUAUUGAUGAAAAUUCAACACCAAGUAAUGAUAUUGUACAUCAAUUCAAAUUACAAUCAGCUUAUGAAACAACAUCAGCACCUAUUAUGCCUUAUACGAAUUAUACGUAUGAUUUUAAAGGAAUUAUUGAUUAUGUUUUUUAUUCAACACAAUUAAUGCGUGUACUCGGUGUAUUGGGACCACUUGAUCCUGAAUGGCUUCAAACAAAUAAAAUAGUCGGCUGUCCACAUCCAAAUGUUCCAUCGGAUCAUUUUUCACUUCUUGUUGAAUUUGAACUUAAUCCAACAACAAAUGAGAAUUUAAAAAAUUCAACAACACCAGUACCUACAAGACGACAAUAA